AUGGUUGGUGCUUUUGUUAUUGUGUUUGGUGUUGUGGUUGGCAUCUCAGACCUCAGAGGCAAAGGAGGUACAAUGCCAAGAGCAAAUGAGAUGUUGAGAGCAGAUUCAAGAAUGAUGGUGAUCUUUGGUGCCUUGACAUCGAAACCAGAGCAGCUGACAUUUGAAGAAUCCCUCAGAUUUGUCAAGAAAGUGAAGGCCCGUGAUUACAUGCUGUACUUGUCAUUAUUUGACAUUCUUGGCAGAAUGGAAUUAUCCCAGCUUGAUGCCUACCGAGAGUUACAGCUGCUGUUUCAUAAUCACCCAGAUUUGUGUGAAGAGCUUGAGAAGUUCAGACCACCGGUGCCUAUAAAGCAGGCGACAAACAACAUUUGGCCCUGGGUCAUUGUUUGUGCUGUCCCAUUGGUUGCAGUCAGCCUGAUCCCGGCGCUUGGGAACCCAGUACUGUGGUUUGUUCAACAAACUAUUGGUGAAAAAAUAGCCGUCUGA
This is a messenger RNA of Miscanthus lutarioriparius, 486 nucleotides long. Lineage: Eukaryota; Viridiplantae; Streptophyta; Magnoliopsida; Poales; Poaceae. The record is from the annotation of a GenBank genome assembly.